AUGUACCUGGGGGCUCCCCAGGCACAGAAGGCUGAGGCGAACACAUUCCUUCAAGAUUUCCAAAAAUCCCAUGAAGCCUGGCAAGUCGUCCAUGAUAUCCUCGCCAAUCCUGAUCAGCAUGUGUUGCAAACCCAAAUGUUUGCCGCCCAAACGUUACGCAACAAGAUUACAUAUGACUUGAGCCAAAUUCCCCCUGGCGAUUACGACAAACUCAAGAAUUCAUUAAUUGAAUUACUUCCUCUUUACGCUGCUCAUGAGUAUCGACUUGUCAGAACACAGCUCAAUAUCGCGCUCUCCCAGUUGGCCUUACAGUAUUUGCAAUGGGACAAUGCAACGGAGGAAGUCAUUUCGAAGUUGCUGCUGCUGAUGGAAACAGUCCCUACUCUCUUGGAAUUUUUAAGAGUGUUGCCUGAGGAACUUAGUGAGGUCAAAAAGACGAGUUUAACUGAUGAAGAGUUUUAUCUGCGAACUGAUGUUUUGAUUAGCCGUCAAGUUGAACGAGUUGUUGGUAUUUUGGCCAAUUUGGCGGAGAAGCAUAGCGAUGAUUCUCAAUUAAGUGCAUUAGUGCUUGACGCACUCAAUCUGUGGAUUAAGGAAUGCCCCAUUGAACUGAUUGUCACGGUGACACCAUUGACAAAUUUAGUCUAUCAAUCAUUGCUUAAUGAAGCUACGUUCGACAAAGCGGUUGAUUGUCUCAUUACAAUCUUGAGGGAAACUCGCGAUAUUACUAAUGAUCAAUUGAUCAAUUCAUUAUUCGAACUGUUAUUGCAAAUCAGAGAUUUCUUUUUCAAGGCCCAUAAGGAUCGCUUGGAGGACCCCGAAACGGUCGAACAGUUAACUAGGCUUUAUGUCGAAGCAGGCGAACUGUGGCAUGUGUUGAUUGCAAAGAACCCGGAGCACUUCAUGCCCCUUGUUCAAAUUCUUGCUGAGCUUACGAAAUUUGAUGAAGAUUUGGAUGUGGUCAAGUACACUUUUCCAUUUUGGUUUGAGCUCAAGCAACUUAUCACCCUCCCGAAAUUCGAACAAAGCAAGAUGUUAUUCAGUAAUGUCUACGCAGAGCUCAUUGAGACUCUCAUAAAGCACUUGACAUACCCGUUGGGAGACAAUGAUAAUGAUCUUUUUGACGGGGAUAAGGAGUCUGAAGAUAAAUUUAAGGAGUUCAGGUAUGACAUGGGAGAUGUUCUUAAAGACUGUUGUGCUGUGGUAGGUGCAACUAGAGCAUUGUCUAUCCCGUAUGACAAAUUGCAGGCUCUCCUACUGAAUAAGAAUCCUUCUACUGCACGCUGGCAAUAUCUCGAAAGCCCGCUUUUCUCAUUGAGAACUAUGGCGAAAGAAGUUCCUCUUACCGAGAAGCUGGUCUUGCCCAACAUUAUGAGUCUUUUGGUACAAUUACCUGAACAUCCUAAGCUUCGCUAUGCCGCAACACUUGUGCUUGGUCGAUACACAGAAUGGACUUCAAGAAACUCUCAGUAUUUGGAACCGCAACUUAAUUACAUCAUCAUGGGUUUCCAAGUCGCAAGUGGCACAUCCUUGAAUGCCAGUGGGUAUCUGGACAUUGUUGUGGCAGCAUCGCGAGCCUUGAUGUUUUUCUGUUUGGAUUGUCUGAACUUGCUUGUCAACUAUAUUGAACAAUUAUACCACGUGUAUGAUCAGAUCAAGGAUCACGUUGACAAGGAGUCUCAUUAUGAAUUAGCCCAAGGUUUAGCUUGUGUGAUGACACAAGUACCCCAAGAAGCGCAAUACAAUACAGCAGAAAAGUUUAUUGGACCAACUUUAACGAAGUUGGCUGCAUUGCAGGCACCUCAAGAUCAUGAAGUCGCUUCCGUGCAACUUGAGGUUCUCAAUUCAUUUGUUAUGAAGUUGGCCGCAAAAUCAUUCGAAAAGCCCGAAAAUGCAUUUGCCAACUUUUACAUAACCAAAAUCUGGCCGGUUUUGACGAAGACGUUACUUCAAUUUGGUUCGCAAGGUGAUGUAAAUGAACACGCGGCUACUUUGAUAAAGUCAGCAACCCAGGCGUUCUCAACGUAUCUUCUACCAAUAUUGGGUGAGGUCGCCACAUUGUUGCAUGAAGGAUUUGCUCAGAGUCACGCGGGUUGCUUUUUGUGGGCUCUGGGGGUUCUCGUCCGCGAAUACGGCGAUGAAUAUUGCGACGAUGAUACCAAAAAUUCCAUUUAUAAUUUUGCCAUCAGCCAAUGCCUGGCUUUUUUCACUUUCAUUGGCAGUUCUACUGUCAACCUGCAUAUCGAUCUCAUGGAAGACUUUUACCGAAUGGCUGGAGAUAUAUUGAUGUUUUUCCCCGAAAAAAUUGUCUCCAAUGACGAUCUCAUGGCAUUAGUCCUUAAAGUAUCUGAGGUCACCUUGUCCAACUUGGUCGAGCGGCAGCCGUUAAUCGAGUGCCUACACUUUCUCAUCGACUUAAUUCUGUGGGGGUUGCCUCACCCGCCUGUACUGUUCUUUGGAGGAGACACAGACUUCAUCCGUAAUCACGUUAAGUUGAUUCUAGCUCAAAAUGGACUUGCUCUUCUCAAAGUGGUUGUACGUGGGGUUGUCUUCACUUUUCCUCAGGACUUGCUUCAAGACGCAAAUGAUCUUUUGUUGAAACUUUUGACCGUAAUGGAGGCGCCAGUGGCCAUUGAUUGGUUGCAGCAAGCGGUAUCGAAUCUCCCUGAUGUAAAUGACAAAGAGUUGGAGAAAUUGAUGCUGGUUGUUCUGGUGGCGUUGCCUAAUCGUGACAAUCGUCGUGUUAGAUCUGGAUUGAAAGAUUUCGUGACUUGGUAUACACGCAAAAAUGUUACCCCGCGAACUCAAUUUACAUAA
Diutina rugosa is the source of this 2817-nucleotide messenger RNA. RefSeq names its product Mtr10p (gene MTR10). Lineage: Eukaryota; Fungi; Ascomycota; Pichiomycetes; Serinales; Debaryomycetaceae. The transcript has a single exon. Gene Ontology annotation, biological process: protein import into nucleus. The record is from RefSeq and is a predicted model, not a curated record. Gene Ontology annotation, cellular component: cytoplasm; nuclear membrane. Gene Ontology annotation, molecular function: small GTPase binding. The coding region runs from base 1 to 2817 and encodes 938 amino acids.